Molecule: messenger RNA, 693 nt
Organism: Lathyrus oleraceus (garden pea)
Lineage: Eukaryota; Viridiplantae; Streptophyta; Magnoliopsida; Fabales; Fabaceae
Exons: 2
Coding region: 1-693 (230 amino acids)
Source: RefSeq, a predicted model, not a curated record
AUGUUUGAAUCAUACCAUUUAGAACACAGUGACGCCGAUACCCACAAAUCCGUUGAUACCCACAAAUCCGCCGAUACUGGUGAUUCUGGUCAGCCAAAGAACACCACGUUUCGAGGUUCUAAAUCGGAGUUUCAUCCCGCUCUUUCCAUCUCCAAUAUUAGGAACCACAUUCCUAUUAUUCUUGAGAUGGGAAAAGAUCAAUAUGGUACAUGGGCCGAGCUUUUCCGCAUCCAUUCUCGCUCACAUCGAGUCUUACAUCACAUCGUUCCAUAUAUCAGAAAAGAGCCACCAACAAUUACCGAUGCCAACCAUGAACAAUGGUCCACUCUUGAUGCCACCGACAACCAAAAUGCUCGAGCUGUCACUCUUGAGCAAGAGUUUUCUAACACUCGUAUGGAGGAUUUUCCCAAUGUCUCAGCUUACUAUCAGCAUCUUAAGAUGCUUUCUCAUCAGUUGGGAAAUGUCGGCUUCCCUGUCAACAAUCAUCCUUUGGUCCUUCCGCUGAUCUCUGGUCUCCUAGAAGCUUACCGCAGUGUUGCUACUUUGAUUCGCCAGAGCAACCCUCUUCCGACAUUCUAUCAGGCUCGUUCCAUGCUUACUUUUGAAGAAGCCGGUAUGUCUAAAAUGGCAAACACAGGCUCUCAUGCUGCUAUGCACACCACUCAAUCGAAACCUACUAAAGACACCUCUUAG